Caenorhabditis remanei is the source of this 1194-nucleotide messenger RNA. RefSeq lists its product as uncharacterized. NCBI's taxonomy places the organism in Eukaryota, Metazoa, Nematoda, Chromadorea, Rhabditida, Rhabditidae. Gene Ontology annotation, cellular component: nucleus. The transcript is spliced from 9 exons. Gene Ontology annotation, biological process: regulation of transcription by RNA polymerase II. The record is from RefSeq and is a predicted model, not a curated record. The coding region runs from base 1 to 1194 and encodes 397 amino acids. Gene Ontology annotation, molecular function: DNA-binding transcription factor activity, RNA polymerase II-specific; RNA polymerase II transcription regulatory region sequence-specific DNA binding.
AUGGAUUCUGCACAAAUCAUUCUUCAUAAAACUAUUAUUGAGACAAUGCAAAAACAAACUGAUUUCAAGUGUGGCGAUUUUGCUGGACCAUUCACAUUGAUCGACGGCGAGAAGUCUUUGAAUAUUACUAUUUCCAAUUUCACUGGUGAAAAAAUGAGUUUAGAGAUAGAAGAUAAUGAAAUCACAAGAAGAAUUCAAUCAGUUUCUACUCCACUUUUGGCGAAUUGUGUUCUUUUGCAAACAGGAAAAUUGAUUCAAAUUCUAUUCACAAAAGAUAUAAUGAUUUCGGAACCACUACGAGCUGUUCUAGUUGCUGACAUGAACCAUCGUCAGGAACAACAAAAACAAGAAACUGAUAAAAAAUAUGAAUGCUCUAAAUGCUACAUGGCGAAGUUCAAUUCUCUCCAGAAUCUGAAAGUUCACGAAGAGAUGUACUGCACCAAGAAGGAAGUGCAAGUUCCAGAAAAUAAAAAGUCAUGUUUCGAAAAUCCUCAAAACUUAAUUUUGUUACCAAUGGCAUAUCACGAUUUAUUACAACAAAACGCAGUUCAGGUUAUGGGUCCAGUGCACUCGCUGAUUCCAGUGGCUGUUGGGAGAAAGUCAACUUUGGUUAAUACAAGUCCAAUAUUUGUACACAAUAAAACUAAUCUGGAAAUACCGACGAAUCUGAAUAUAUCUAAUUCGAAGCUUUCCAUUAAUAUUCCAGUAAUUGAUCUAGAUGAAAAAAUCCCGAGUACAUCCACUGUAUUGGACCUAUCAUCUUCAUCUCAAGCAGCAAGUAUUCCAUCACUUUCACCCAGUUGUUCUCCUACUUCCAAAAGUUCCAGUAGUGAACCUUUCUAUCCUGAUCGUCCAUUUUCUUGUACUUGUGGAGUAUCAUUUUCCUCACAAACCACUUACGAUGCUCAUCGUCAAUUAUACUGUAGCCAUACAGUUCGAGAGACUUCUUCUGGUGGACCGAAUCGAAAUGAUUCUUCGAGAAAGGUACCGGACAAAUGUGCAAAGUGCGAUUUCGUGCCAGCUACAUCUUCACAACUUUCAAUGCAUAUCCGAUCAUCGCACCAGACAACGAAAACAUUUACAUGCUUAGUUUGUGGGUAUAGAGCAUUUAGUAUGAGAGGAGUAAGAACUCAUAUGAGAUCUCAUCCGACUGAAGAUGCGCAAAAAUUUAAAGCGAAUGAUACGGAGGAAUAA